Molecule: messenger RNA, 1413 nt
Organism: Rhipicephalus sanguineus (brown dog tick)
Lineage: Eukaryota; Metazoa; Arthropoda; Arachnida; Ixodida; Ixodidae
Exons: 2
Coding region: 1-1413 (470 amino acids)
Biological process (GO): apoptotic process involved in development; phosphatidylserine exposure on apoptotic cell surface; engulfment of apoptotic cell
Cellular component (GO): plasma membrane
Source: RefSeq, a predicted model, not a curated record
AUGGAUACAUUGCUUCUCGAAGCGAGGCUCACUAACAACGGCGUCAUUGCCGUGGAGGCAGAACCCAUCACGGACGAUGGGUCCGACCACCAGCCGCAGCAACAGCUAAUGCAGACGACGUCAAUUGGCUCCUCGCCAACAAGUGUAGACGUUAUCAGUAAUAGCACCAGCAGCGGCAGCGGCGCGUCAGCUCUGACAGCACGAUCGACGUCCUACGAUCUGAGCAUCUCGGAGCAGCUCGUCGUACAGCUCUUCAUGGACGAAGUGCACAGCAAGGAAAAGGAGAUGGCUGCAGCCAUCGCUGCGGAAGCGGCCAGGGAGCCAGAGGAAGGACACGGCGACGUCUUGGCAACCAUGACUGAGGACGACUCACAAUGGCCCACCUACAGCAGCUCUGCUGCCGGGCGCCGUGGUGCGAGGAGGAUUGGAUGCGAGGAGCUGGCCGCGCCGUCGACGAUGGCCUUCCUACUCUUGGCUGCCGUUCUCGUGUUCAACGUGCUGCUCGCCGUGGUCUACUACGAAGAACGGACGUGGCUGUGCGUGGCGACGGCAGGCCUGAUGCAUGCACCAUCACUGUUGUUCUUCGUGGCCCGCUUCUACACGGUGACCGUCCUGGCAAGCGUCAAGGAAACCUUCAUGAGGGCUCUGGUGCUCAUCUGGUACUCGGUCACGCUGCCACUACUCCAUCUCAUGCCACUUUUCACGCUGUCGUCCGUGCUGUUCGACAAGGUGAUGAUGAUGGUGGGCGACCCUUCGGACAUGCGCCUGUUCAUCGGCCGCCAGGAAGACGUGGCCUUCAGCGACCUGGUCUGGGUGGCCGUGCUGCGCGCCUUCCCGCAGGCGGUGCUGCAACUGUACCUGCUGCUCUUCCCUGGAGGUGCGGCCCUGCUGCGAGGCGACUGGCCCGACUACACCGCCUUUCUGCAAAUAGGAUCCGUGCUGUCCUGCGCGCUGCUGAUCGCAUGUGCGGCCACCUUCUACAGCAAGUACAUGGUUCGCGGCCGCGGCACCGACGAGGAAACCACGGAUGGAUCCGCCACCUACGAGACCACCACGACCGCCACCCCGCUACAGGACUGCGACGAAGAAGACACCGGCACGGGCUACCUGCUCAAGUUCGCCGCCUGGCUGCUCAUCGCGGUGGCGCGCAUCGUGGCCGGCAGCUCGCUGCUGGCCGCCUACUUCGGGCCGGCCGUACUGGCCCUGGCGCUGGCGCACGUGCCCGUAGUCCUGCUAUGGUCGCUGGUGUGUCGCACGCGCUACAGCGCAACCAAGUUUUUCGGCGACCUAGCAUUGGGACUCAUCACGCUCGUGUUUGUGCUCGACUACCGAGCCCUAAACCGCGAAGGGUUGGCCAGCACCAUGUCCGCUGUGGUCUAUUACUCGCCCCGAACAAGAGUUCGGGGCGAGUAA